Messenger RNA from Pelagomonas calceolata, 867 nucleotides. Lineage: Eukaryota; Pelagophyceae; Pelagomonadales; Pelagomonadaceae. The record is from the annotation of a GenBank genome assembly.
UUUCGACUCCUCGCCUCAGAUUUCGUCCUGAGCCAAAACGGGAACAAUACGCAGCCGCCGACAUCGUUUUGACACGCGGCAGUGAUACUACAUAUUCCGCUGUAGCGCCACCAAUCGUUUCCGGUGGAAAAACCGCCGAGCCGUGUUGCAGCAAAGCAUGCUAGCGACCGCGGUGCCCGCGGCGGCGCGGCGCCUCGUCGCGCGCCCGCCGGCAGCGGCGCGGCGGCGCCUCAGCAGCAGCGCCGUCUCGCGCCACCGCCCUAUGAUGAAAUAUGGGGACAGAAGACCGGUAGCCGCGAACGAUGCGUUUGUGGCCCCCAACGCGACCGUCGUCGGCCGCGUCGAGCUGAGAGAUGAAGCCAGUGUUUGGUACGGCGCCGUUGUGCGGGGGGACCACGCCGACGUGUCCAUUGGUUCCGUAGUGAACGUCCAGGACCGCGUCGUCAUCGAGACGGUCGCGUCCCUUGACUCUGGCUUCCCCGCCUCGGUAUCUGUGGGAGACUACACUUCUGUUGGGGCCGGUUCUUGCUUGAAAUCGUGUGUGGUCGAGCACACGGUCGAUAUCGGAGAAGGGUGUAUUAUCGAUCAAGGCGCCGUCGUCCAGAACACUGUGAUCCUCGAACCGGGCACCGUCGUGCCUGCCGGCGCUCUCAUCACAUCGGGCGGCCGGUGGGCGGGCAACCCCGCUCAGCUGAUUGCUCCUUUGCCGGAGGAGGCCGCGGCGGCCAUCGUCGCCAAGGCUGAGGCGAAGCGCGUUGAAGCAGAUAAUGCGCAUGGCGAGUACGACCCCCCGGCCGGCGCUCCUUGACCAGAGUCGUUAUCGUGUAAAUAAUUAGGAUUAUAGAGUCUUUACAUCAGGGGGGUUUC